UCAAGGAGAGAGAGAGAGGAGGGAGGGGUGAGACAGACUAAACCAGAAUCAUUAUUGCUAGUCUACAAAAUCGCUAUAACGCCCUGCUGUUCAAUUGUUGUUUCCUCUCUCAGCUUGCCAAGGCCUUUCAGAUAAGCUUCAUCUUUGCGUCCUCUUUCUUCUCGAGAGAGUUGGCGUUUUUCCUUCAACCGUGUACUCUACCCGGGACAGAAAUCCACGGCUUUGCAAGGCGUCAACUCAUAAUAAAUUCCUUGAACGCAUGACCGCUUUCAUUCCUGUCGGGUCAGGGUCGGUAAACGAGACUCACUUACUUUGUUCAUUUACAAUUUGAACGCUGGCUUCGUGCUAUUCUGUGUUCCUGGUAUCCUCAGUGACCUGCUGGUUGAUACAGCUCUCCGGCUGCAUGCUUAUAUGCUCUAGCAGAGCACGUUUGUUUGCACGAUCGUGGACUUCCUAUUUGAGUGACGGGCUGCAGAUCUAGUAAUCUUAUACGCUAAUUCAAAGGUAUACUGUCCAUGGCUUGUGCAGCACCAACAGCUUCAUCCAGCAAGGAGACGACGAACUUCGCUCGCUUGUGUCGUCUACUGGUUGAUGUUGGUACCCAGACCCUCAGAGACACAUUAGAUGGCAUCCAUGCACCAGCAACUCUUCACACAGUUUUGGCGAGAAAUAGAACGGCGUUACAGUCACUAAGAACGAGGAAAAUUAUCAAUGCAACACAAUGGGGAAAAUUAUUUCCUGCAGUCUCUACUUCGGUGUUAACAGCCCAUUUUGAUACAACUCUUUUGAUGGUUCUGUUGCGGAACAUAUGUGGUUUGCCUUCUCCAGCAACUGGCUGGGAUGCACUUCCUGCUGUAACAGACGUGAGCCGUGAAGCGGAUAUCGCUCGUGUUAAAUAUUUUAGAAACACUGUGUACGCUCAUGCCGAGCACGCUUCAGUUGAUGAAGCAACGUUCAACACAUACUGGCAAGACAUCCGGGACACUCUAGUAAGACUGGGAGGAGGUACGUACAAAGCAGCUAUCGACAAUCUUGAAACUGAUUGUAUGGACCCUGACAUUGAAGACCACUACAAAGAACUUCUCAGUCAAUGGAAGAAAGAUGAAGACAAUGUGAAAGAUCAGCUGAAGGAAAUCACGAGAAAACUGGACGAUUUAAAAGCAGCUUGCGAUCGUUCUGAAAACACGACGGUUGGUGAAGGCAAACAUUCGAGGUUCAAAGAAAUGAAGGGUGGAGCCGUCAUGUGCCAAGAAACAUAUCACGAGAAUGAAGUAAUAGAAUAUUAUUGUAAAGAAUGUAAUGUUUGUAUUUGCCACAAGUGUGGACAAACACGUCAUAAUCAACAUGAUAAGAUGGACAUACAGCAUGCUGCUGAAGAACAGAAAAUUCUCAUGACGAAAAGUGUCGAGAGAGCUAAGGCAAAAUUGAACGCUGUUGAAAAAAUGAUGAAGAAACAAACCGAAUUGAUGAAGAAGAGCGAGCAAGAAAUCUCUACUGCUGAAAAGGACGUAACAGAAUGUGUACACAAUAUUGUUCAACUUUUGAAAGAACAUGAAAAGGCCAUCAAAACAGAGUUAGCAACGAUCAAAGAAUCCCAACAGGAUUCUUACCAAGAUAACAUGGAAAACUUUCAGCUGUUUGCUACUCAGCUGAGAAGUUCUUUUGAAUAUUGCGAGGGAAUUGUACAGAGAAACGUCAGCCAUGAAAUUCUACAAGCAGGGCAUGCCGUGUUAGAUUGCUGUGAAGAACUUUUGAAUACCCAAGAAAUUGAACUCUACAAACCACAACAUGUUAUGUUUCUCGAAACUGAUGAUGACCCGUCGGGUCAAGUUGUUGUUACCCACACGGAUCCGUCACAAUCAGUGGCUGAAGGUAAAGGUUUGAGAGAAGCGAAAUUGGGCGCAGAAACAAACUUUUCAGUCACUACACGAGAUUCAGAUGGAAUUCAGUUUUAUUAUGGCAAAGACCAAGUUAGCGUGAAAAUCUGUUCUCCAACAAAUGAGGACGACGAAAAGGAUAUUCAGGAUUUUGAAGAUGGCAACUACACAGUGCGUUACAGGCCAAAGAGUGUUGGCUUACAUGACAUUUCGGUCGAAGUUAAUGGAAAGCCGCUGACUGGUAGUCCAUGGAGUGUUCCGGUGACUCCACAUCACUACAAGCGUCUCCGUUCAUUACGAUCAGGUGGGACAAGGCGGGAACAGUUUAACGAACCGUUUAGCGUAGCAGUCAGCAAAAGAACUGGGAACAUUGCCAUAGUGGAUGGAAAUGAUAAGCGAGUUCAUUUGUUUAAUUCCGACGAGAAAUAUCUAAGAACUAUAGGAGACAAGUGGACCAGCACUAAAAAAAUAAAUCAGCCGAGAUCAGUGGCGUUUACAGCAUCUGAUGAAGUCAUAGUCAUUCAUGGAGACACAUCAGAGAAUUAUAAAAUGUAUGUUUUUACCGAACGUGGUCAGUUUGUUAAACAAAUCCACGAGCACCUGUUUGAUCCCAUUGCAGUGGUUGUUACAAAUGAUGGGAACAUGAUUACUUGUGACUUUGGUGACGAUACAGUCAAUGUCCUCUCCCCGGACGGUGCAGAAUUAGUACGGUCCUUUAGUGCCCCAGAUUGCGAUGAUAAUGAGUCUCCCUCGUUUGCUGUUUAUGAUCAAGACAAAUUCUUUGUGUCGUACCGGAAGGCACACUGUAUCAAAGUUUUCAAUAGAGAAGGAGUGUUUCUAUAUAAUAUUGGCAGUGAGGGGUCUGGAGACGGACAGUUGAGUUAUCCUGAAGAUAUCGUUAUCGACAAAUUCAACAAUCUGAUUGUCUGCGACAAGGGCAACAACAGGCUCCAAGUGUUUGCACUGGAUGGAAAAUUUCUUGAUUCAGUUAACGAAAUCAAACUUCCUAAUUCUGUCGCUGUUACAAAAGACGGUGAUUUACUGGUGUGCACAGGAGGUUGUGUUCAAGUAUUCCAAUAGCCUGUGAACAUCCCUGACAUGAUAGAUGUCCGGCAGGUGUAUGGAACCACCGAAUUUGCCCUUUCUUCCGCUAUUACUGUAACUGAUGAGGAUUAUAUCAAAAACAUCUUUUGUGUUUUUCAUUAAGCUUUGAUCACCGCUACCGGCAUUACCAUUUAUAAGUAGCCUCAAGUGUAAAAGACAGUCGGUCUGGAUGGAAAUGCUGAAAUUUUAGUUUUAGGCGAUUUCGCAGCGAGCAUCGGUGAGUAUUUCAGCCCACUUCUCAGCUAUCAGCUGACAGUUCAAUUUUUGACCAAUUCUCAACUGUCGAACUUCACACACACCCUCAUGAAAGAUUACAAAUUGUCACGAUUGUUGAAUGUGUAGCUUGCGAACGCAGGCGUAUAUCCGACAGAGACAACCGACAGCGGGAAAUACGUCUGUGUUCGCAGGCUGGGGAGGGGACUCCCAUAUAAAAAGGACGGGGGGUGCUUGUCGAAAAUUUU
Molecule: messenger RNA, 3442 nt
Organism: Orbicella faveolata
Lineage: Eukaryota; Metazoa; Cnidaria; Anthozoa; Scleractinia; Merulinidae
Biological process (GO): protein polyubiquitination; proteasome-mediated ubiquitin-dependent protein catabolic process
Molecular function (GO): protein binding; zinc ion binding; ubiquitin protein ligase activity
Source: RefSeq, a predicted model, not a curated record